This is a messenger RNA of Rhinichthys klamathensis goyatoka, 1333 nucleotides long. RefSeq lists its product as uncharacterized. The record is from RefSeq and is a predicted model, not a curated record. The transcript is spliced from 13 exons. NCBI's taxonomy places the organism in Eukaryota, Metazoa, Chordata, Actinopteri, Cypriniformes, Leuciscidae. The coding region runs from base 1 to 1326 and encodes 441 amino acids.
AUGUCUGAAGUCCCUGAGCUCAGGAACAGCACUAAUGUGCAAGUGCAAGAUGUCAUCAAUAAUGCACUGAACACUCUUCUGAAUGAACCUAGCAGUCCAACAUUGAGAGCCAAUUCAUCCAACUUUGUGAGCUCUUCAAACCAGAUUGAUGGCAGAAUGGAAUACACCUUCCAGGAGGGAGAUGCCAUUCGACCAGUCAGCUUCCUAAAUGAGCUUCAUUUACAAUUGGUGAUCACUACAACAGUGUCUCCAGAAUCAGCAACUGGGUCCUCUCUGGCUCCUCCAAACCUAAUAUCUGGUUCAGCAGUGGUCACGAGCAAGCUGCUGUUCAACUCCUCAUCUCCAGUCCCCAGUGAAUCUCUGGUCCUCAGUGCCAUCAGCACUCUCCUGAAAUCCAGACAGUCACAGCUCGAUGAAUCAGUGAAGGUGGCGAAUGUAAACUAUCAGAAAAUCUCAGAAACCUCCUAUGCCGUCGUCAUUACAUUUAAACUGAGUAACAUCAGCAUGUCUGAAGUCCCUGAGCUCAGGAACAGCACUAAUGUGCAAGUGCAAGAUGUCAUCAAUAAUGCACUGAACACUCUUCUGAAUGAACCUAGCAGUCCAACAUUUAGAGCCAAUUCAUCCAACUUUGUGAGCUCUUCAAACCAGAUUGAUGGCAGAAUGGAAUACACCUUCCAGGAGGGAGAUGCCAUUCGACCAGUCAGCUUCCUAAAUGAGCUUCUUUCAGUCUUUACAAUAGCCACCACUCUGACACCAAGCACAACUUCUCCACGGACUUUGCUUGGCACAGUGAUUAUAUAUAUACGCCUUGUGUUCGUCGUACCUGGCUCCCUACCAAAUGAAAAGGAUAUUCUUCAGGUGGCCAACACUCAGCUGAACUCGCUUCCCGCAACUAAACUAAACACCAGAACAGAAGCCCUGAGUGAUCCUGUGAGCUUUGUGAAUGUCACAUAUACGAAAAUUAAUGAGACCGCCUAUGCUCUCAACUUCGGAUUUGAAAUCAGCAAUGUGACCAUGUCUGAGAAACCUGAAUUCAGGAAGAACACCUACCUGUCAGUACAAGACUCUGUAAAUUUAUUGCUGAACAAGAUCCUAACUAAUGCCUCAGCUCCUGUAGUUAAUUUCCAACCAGGCGAUUUCACAGAUUUCAUGGAUAAUUCCACGACGAUUAAGGCCAAUGUUACGUAUGUUUUCUCAUACCGUAACAACACGCAACCUAGCCCCUUUAUCCAGCAACUUCUCCAGGUUAACGAAGGUAUUACCAUACACCCUACAGUCUUAAACAAUCAUUUAAAUGGCCAAACUGACAGUCAGAUGUUACAUUAACAUUUAA